CACGGCCCGCGCCCCGGGAAGCGCCGGUCGCUGCCAUGCCGGCAGCCCCUGCCCCGGCCGCUGGCCGGUGGGGUUGCGGCCGCAGCAGCGAGGAGAGGGCGGGGCCAGGGGCUGGGCUUCCCGGGGGAGGGCCCGGCGCGCACCGGGAGGCGGCGGCCCCGGCCCGGGAGCGGCAGGACUUGGGCCGGAGCGUGGCCGGACCCCCACCCGCCGAGGCGCCCAGGGAGGACGCGGCUGGAAACUACAGGCGGACGGUGCAGCGGGUGGAGGAUGGGCAUCGGCUGUGUGGGGACCUGGUCAGCUGCUUCCAGGAGCGCGCCCGCAUUGAGAAGGCCUAUGCCCAGCAGCUGGCCGAAUGGGCCCGCAAGUGGAGGGGCUCCGUGGAGAAGGGCCCUCAGUAUGGCACGCUGGAGAAGGCCUGGCAUGCCUUCUUCACUGCGGCCGAGCGGCUGAGCGCCCUGCACCUGGAGGUGCGGGAGAAGCUGCAGGGCCAGGACAGCGAGCGGGUGCGUGCCUGGCAGCGGGGGGCCUUCCACCGGCCUGUGCUGGGCGGCUUCCGCGAGAGCCGGGCUGCCGAGGACGGCUUCCGCAAGGCCCAGAAGCCCUGGCUAAAGAGGCUGAAGGAGGUCGAGGCUUCCAAGAAGAGCUACCAUGCGGCCCGGAAGGAGGAGAAGACAGCUCAGACUCGGGAGAGCCACGCGAAGGCGGACAGCGCUGUCUCCCAGGAGCAGCUGCGGAAGCUGCAGGAGCGGGUGGAACGCUGCUCCAAGGAGUCCGAGAAGAUGAAAACCCAGUACGAGCAGACACUGGCGGAGCUGCAUCGUUACACCCCACGCUACAUGGAGGACAUGGAGCAGGCCUUCGAGACCUGCCAGGCUGCCGAGCGCCAGCGGCUUCUCUUCUUCAAGGAUAUGCUGCUCACCUUACACCAGCACCUCGACCUCUCCAGCAGCGAGAGGUUCCACGAACUCCACCGAGACCUGCAUCAGGGCAUCGAGGCAGCCAGCGACAGGGAGGAUCUGCGGUGGUGGCGCAGCACCCACGGGCCGGGCAUGGCCAUGAACUGGCCCCAGUUUGAGGAGUGGUCCUGGGACACACAGAGGACAAUCAGCCGGAAGGAGAAGGGUGGCCGGAGCCCUGACGAGGUUACUCUGACCAGCAUCGUACCCACAAGAGAUGGUGCUGCAUCCCCACCCCAGUGCCUGGGGUCCCCAGGCGGCGGGCAGGAUGAGGAGUGGUCAGAUGAGGAGAACCCCCGGAAGGUUGCUACUGGGGUCCGGGUGCGGGCACUCUAUGACUACGCGGGCCAGGAAGCUGAUGAGCUGAGCUUCCGAGCAGGGGAGGAGCUGCUGAAGAUGAGCGAGGAGGAUGAGCAGGGCUGGUGUCAGGGUCAGCUGCAGAGUGGCAGGAUUGGCCUGUACCCGGCCAACUAUGUGGAGUGUGUGGGGGCCUGACCUGCUGGCAGCCCUUCUGCAACGUUUCUCCACCCUGGGUCAGAGCCCAGCUUGUCUGGACAGUGGGACCUGAGGGCCUUGAACCAUCCUGCCCCUGCUGCCCCUCUGUCCCUUGAGGAGGGAGGAAGUCCUGGGACCCAGGGAACGGGAGGGGCCUGUGUCUAAGAAGGGACUGGUAGGGAAUGGCCAACUGAGUCUAGGCUGAGGGGAAGAUGGGGAGGUCAGGAGGUGACAGAAGGGCCCAGGGGUGCCUGGGUCUCCCCAAGAGUCCUCCAGUCUCCCCAGGAGGUGUGGAUGCAGUUCCUGAUCUCUGUGUUUUGGGGUUCCUGGGGUUGGCCUGGGGUGAGUGUAGUUCUGGGCUAGCAGCACUCUUUUGUGGCUUGUUCUAGUGUGUAUUAAACUUGGAAGAAAAAACAAAA
This is a messenger RNA of Lagenorhynchus albirostris (white-beaked dolphin), 1873 nucleotides long. It is a transcript of the gene PACSIN3, whose product is annotated as protein kinase C and casein kinase substrate in neurons 3. The coding region runs from base 36 to 1454 and encodes 472 amino acids. Gene Ontology annotation, cellular component: plasma membrane; cytoplasm; endosome. Gene Ontology annotation, molecular function: protein binding; phospholipid binding. Lineage: Eukaryota; Metazoa; Chordata; Mammalia; Artiodactyla; Delphinidae. The record is from RefSeq and is a predicted model, not a curated record. The transcript has 9 exons. Gene Ontology annotation, biological process: plasma membrane tubulation; cytoskeleton organization; regulation of endocytosis.